CGGACACGCGCAGUGGCUUUAUCUGAACGCUGGCACGCAGCGGGAGCGCGCAGAGCUCACCAUGUCCUCCAGGUGGAUUUUCCUGUAGCCUCACACCACAAACACACACACACUCACUCACUCACACACACCACAAACAGACGUGAAGUCAUUUUAAUCUUCAUCAUCAUCUUCAUCUCUUCUACCCUGCGCGUUCCCGUGUGUGUGUGUAUGAUGCGUGUGUUUACGUUCUGGACUGCGGUGUGUGUUCUCUAUGCAGGAGUGAGAUGUGUCCCUCUGCCAGAAGAGCAGCGCGCGGCUGACUGCGACCCGUUCAGUACUAACGGCUGUGACCGACAGAACACGGACGACGCUCUGAACGCUCAUGAGAGACAUGAGGGUCUGCUGAGAGAACUACAGGAGCUCGCAGAACACGAGAAAGAGAGAGAGAGCAAAUACUCUCGCGAGAGAGACGAUUAUGAGCUCAACGACACAUGGGAGGAGGAUGAGGAUGAAGAUGAGGAGGGAGCGAGGAAGAACGAGCGAGACCUGGACGAGCUGCUCCAGGAGGAGAUCAGGGCGAAGGAGAUCCAGAGGAAACAAGACGAGGAGCUGGAGGAGCUGCUGAAGGAGCUGAAGGAGAAGAAGCGCACGAGGAGCGAGCAGGAGGAGAGGAAGAACGAGCUGGAGCUGAAGCUGGAGAAGGAGAAGGUGGAGGAGGAGCUGAAGCAGCUGCGGGCGGAGCAGAAGAACGACACCGCCGGCUGGAGCAAACACAAGGAGGAGGAGGAGAAACAGGAGGAGCUGCAGGAGCUGAUGAGGAAGAUGGAGCGCGUGCAGAAGGAGGAGGUGAAGGAGCAGAAGCGGGAGAUGGAGAACGCCAGCGACGAAGCCACGCGACAGUUCGAGAGAGACGGAGAGGAGGAGGAGGAGGAACGACAGCAUGAGAAGGAGGAUGAAGAUGAGGAGCUGCUGGAGAUCGAGGCGGAGCUGAGGAAAGUUGCAGCGCAACUACACGAACUUCGCAGGGGUUAA
Molecule: messenger RNA, 1014 nt
Organism: Pimephales promelas (fathead minnow)
Lineage: Eukaryota; Metazoa; Chordata; Actinopteri; Cypriniformes; Leuciscidae
Source: RefSeq, a predicted model, not a curated record